Melanotaenia boesemani (Boeseman's rainbowfish) is the source of this 1068-nucleotide messenger RNA. Its product is annotated as cyclin-dependent kinases regulatory subunit 1-like. NCBI's taxonomy places the organism in Eukaryota, Metazoa, Chordata, Actinopteri, Atheriniformes, Melanotaeniidae. Gene Ontology annotation, cellular component: SCF ubiquitin ligase complex; cyclin-dependent protein kinase holoenzyme complex. The record is from RefSeq and is a predicted model, not a curated record. Gene Ontology annotation, biological process: regulation of mitotic cell cycle. Gene Ontology annotation, molecular function: cyclin-dependent protein serine/threonine kinase activator activity; protein kinase binding; ubiquitin binding.
UCUAUUUGAACGGUGAAAAGCGGGCUCACAACAUUCGAGAGGGAAACAAAGAGGGAGCAAACGUCGAGCUUUAGUUGGACGCUAACCCCGGAAUAGUUUGGAUUAGUUUCUACGGAAUACUUUGUCACCCACAUAAGGUUUCUGCCAUGUCUCAUAAACAGAUAUACUACUCUGACAAAUAUGACGAUGACAAAUACGAGUACAGACAUGUAAUGUUACCCAAAGACAUUGCAAAGCGUGUGCCCAAGACUCAUUUGAUGUCAGAGACCGAGUGGAGGAAUCUCGGGGUUCAGCAAAGCCAAGGAUGGGUUCAUUACAUGAUUCAUCAGCCAGAGCCACACAUCUUGCUGUUCCGACGCCCUCUGCCAAAUCCAAAUCAUAAGAGAUUUUCUGGGUCCCACAAAGAUCAGUCCCUCUGUGCCAUACACCAACUCAUCGCUGUAGACAUCUGCUGUCAGAUAACCAAGCUCUUGUGUGGUAGGUGCCUUAGGCUGAUUGUACUGGACCUGGAGAUGAACUAUCACAUUUAUGAACAGUGAAUGUGGAAUGGUGCAAGUGAUGAGGGGGGGAAAAAAAAGAUCAACCUUCAACUUUUUCUUGGCAAAAGGACCCUCUGUAUGUGUUAAUAGCGACACCCAUCUGCCACAAAGAUUCUAAUCUUUUGACUUAACCCACCUGUCCGACUUGCUGAACUUGCUUGGAUAUUCCAGCUUUUUUUGAUCAAUUUACUAUAAGUUGUAGGGAGCGAAACUUAAAAGAUUUGAGGUAUUCUUAUAGUGGACCAAGCCAGACAGAAUAAUUUGACCCCGAAUAUAGUUUAAGCCUGAAAACUCAGUCUGUGGAUUUGAGUGACAUGUUGCUGCUUUGUUUAAAUGACUGUAAAUUUGGCAUUUACCAGUAUUGUCAUGAAAAUCUGAAUCAGUCUCAGAAAUUAGCCUUGAUCCUGUUUUCAUAAGAGAAUAUGAGUUUUUGGCUUCCUUUUACAAUGAACAUUUUUUUUUCUCUCUAGUGAGCUGCUCUGUAUUUAUGACAUUGCCCUGUCUGAAAUAAAUGAUAAUUUUAAAAAUC